Messenger RNA from Agelaius phoeniceus (red-winged blackbird), 1335 nucleotides. It is a transcript of the gene NUDT7, whose product is annotated as nudix hydrolase 7. Gene Ontology annotation, biological process: nucleoside diphosphate metabolic process; coenzyme A catabolic process. Gene Ontology annotation, molecular function: coenzyme A diphosphatase activity; magnesium ion binding; manganese ion binding. The record is from RefSeq and is a predicted model, not a curated record. NCBI's taxonomy places the organism in Eukaryota, Metazoa, Chordata, Aves, Passeriformes, Icteridae.
AUGGCGGCGGAGCGGGAGGAGCCGGGCCCCGCUGCCGGGGCCUGUCCGUGCCCGGGGGAUGAGCGGGGCACGGCCGGAGGCUGCCGGUGCUCCGCUCUGCCCGCUCCUGGGCACGGGGCCAUGGAGAAGGCCCGGCAGCACCUGAGGGAGUUCGAUAUCGGGGACAGGUUCUCCCGCCUGCCGCUGCCCAGAGCCGCCGUGCUGCUGCCGCUGAUGGUGCGAGGGGGGCGGCUGCACCUGCUGCUCACCGUCCGCUCCCUGCAGCUGAGAAGAUCACCAGGGGAAGUCUGCUUUCCAGGAGGUAAAAGGGAAGACACUGAUAAAGAUGACAUUGACACUGCUCUCCGAGAAGCUAAAGAAGAAGUGGGUCUUCAGCCAGAGAAGGUGGAAGUCAUCUGUAGGCUGAUGCCUGGAAUUGAUAAAAUGAAUAACUUGGUGACACCAGUUGUAGGAUUUAUAGAGGAUACAUUCCAGGUCACUCCUAACCCAGAUGAAGUCAGCGAGGUUUUUGUUGUGCCUUUGGAGUACUUUGUCAAGCCCUUAAAUUACAAGACCUUCUCUUAUAAAACCUCCUCAGGGUACUCAACUCGCAUACACUGCUUUAUAUACCAUGACCAGGAACACAGAAAGUCAUUCAAGAUAUGGGGACUGACUGCACACUUUGCUGUGUUUCUUGCUCUUGUAAUUUUUGGAGAGAGACCUACCUUUGAAGUGGAUUAUGAUCUUGACAACUUAUUUUCAUCCUCUGAGAAUUACUUCACUAAUUUGUAUGCAUCUAUACAUGAAAGAAAGAAGAGUAAUCUGUGACAAUUGGUCUGGCCAUGAAUUUAUUUUGAAAGAGGAAAAGGAGGCAAUUCCAUAGGCUGUGGAAAACUCAGGAUACAGGCAACAGGACUGAAGUCUGUCCCUCACCAUCUUGUUCUCAAAUCUCACUCAGCUGCUGGCAGGAGCCUUCUCCAGGACAGAAAAGUGGAGGUGAGGAUUCACUAGGACAACCUACCAAAUACAGAACAACAGAGAGGGGUUCAGAACCUACAAAACAGCCCCUGAAGAAUCAUCAGAGACCAACAGUGCACAGCAAGAGCCUCUGAACAGUUAAUGACUGAAUGCUCCAUGCCAAACUCACUGAAACCUGAAGAUAGAGCAGGACAAAUUUGAGUCAAGAAGUUGUUAAAAAAAUUAAUCCACAAACUGUUGCAGUGUGUUUUGUUAAGUUAUUAGGUUGGUUUGUUCCAAUCCCCUUCUGUCUGAAAAUGGUUCUGCCCCAGUUCUCCCUUCCCGCCUUUGGAGCUGUCUGUCUCCCUGGCUCCACCCCAGCCAACAAUGUAUCCCCUA